UUUCGGCUCACUAGAGAAAACCCUACUGCUUCACUCUCCUCCUUCAUUUACCAGAUCUCGUCGUCUCCACAGACCACAAAAAUCAGCCUUUUCGAUCUCAGAAUCUUCACUUCCUCCUGAUUCAUAGACAGGAACCAGAAAAUUUCAAAGAUGGUGAACAGAAUCUUAAACAUUUUUAAGAAGAAGACUGCGCCUAAAGAGGCACUUCGGGAGAGUAAAAGAGAGAUGUCUACUGCUACAAGAGGGAUUGAACGGGAAAUCGGUUCAUUGCAACUUGAGGAAAGGAAAUUGGUCAACGAGAUAAAAAAGACUGCAAAAUCUGGAAACGAGGCUGCAACUAGAAUAUUGGCUCGUCAACUUGUGCGUUUAAGGCAGCAAAUAACCAACCUGCAAGGCAGUCGUGCUCAAAUCAGAGGAGUAGCAACACAUACACAGGCAAUGUAUGCUAGUACUGCAAUUUCAACUGGAAUGAAGGGGGCGACUAAAGCAAUGACAGCUAUGAAUAGACAAAUGGCACCAACAAAGCAAGCUAAAGUGAUCAAGGAAUUCCAGAAACAGUCUUCGCAGAUGGACAUGACUAUUGAGAUGCUGUCAGAGUCUAUUGAUGAAACCUUAGACAAAGAUGAGGCCGAAGAGGAAACAGAAGAGCUAACUAACCAGGUCCUGGAUGAGAUUGGUGUUGAUAUUGCUUCACAGUUAUCCUCAGCUCCUAAAGGCCGGAUCGCAUCCAAGAAAGUCGAAAAUGCCGUUCCAAUUCCAAGGCCUGCUGCUACUGAACCAUCUUCUGAUGUCGACGAUCUUGAGAAGAGAUUAGCUUCGCUUCGUCGCCUCUGAUUAGCCAAAUAGCACCAAAAUGUUGUCUCAUAUAUAGCGAGUAAUAGUAAUAAUCUUUGUAUAAAAUUCUCUUUGUUACAACUUAUCCCACCCAUGAUAUAGGGUUCUUUAUUUUCUCUUUGUUCCAUCUUUCAUGUAGAUUUACGGAUGUUUUUCAGCAUGUGUUCAAGAAAACUAGUCAGAGCAGAUUAAGAAAAUUUACAUUUGCCGGGUA
Papaver somniferum (opium poppy) is the source of this 1048-nucleotide messenger RNA. Its product is annotated as vacuolar protein sorting-associated protein 2 homolog 2-like. The transcript has 11 exons. The record is from RefSeq and is a predicted model, not a curated record. Gene Ontology annotation, biological process: late endosome to vacuole transport; protein transport; endosome transport via multivesicular body sorting pathway. The coding region runs from base 151 to 834 and encodes 227 amino acids. Gene Ontology annotation, cellular component: multivesicular body; ESCRT III complex. NCBI's taxonomy places the organism in Eukaryota, Viridiplantae, Streptophyta, Magnoliopsida, Ranunculales, Papaveraceae.